UGCUGCUAUUGCGUUGCAAAAAAAAUCCUGACUAGGUUGCCCUGGGCCUUUUCUGUGCUAGAGGAUCUAAAGGAGAAAGAUAUCUGCAACCGAAGGGGCAAUCGGGUAGUACUCAAUUUGAGGUAUUAACGCCCACUCUUACAGGAGUGUGGCGAUAGGAGCGGGGACGAGCCUUAGCUUUGAGAGCCGAAGAGUGUAAAACCAUUAGUUUCGGGGCCAGGCGAUUUGAAAGGCGUCGCAGGACCUGCUUUCUGCGUACCUCUUCCGUUAUUAUUGACUGGUUCAAACACAACCCCUUGAACAAUUCUGAUAAACCUUUGAUGCCCGCAGCCCCUCCUUAACAGCGUGUAGGAGCCGCCAGCGUGCCCGGCAGCUGGUCCUCCCGUCUUACCUCUCGAAGAGCCUAGCGCGUGCACCAUCCCCACCCCCUGGCCUCCCUCCCCACCCACGGCUUUCACGCACUCGCAGUGAUUGUUUUGCCCGCUCCCGCCGCCGCCGCCGCCGCCGCCGCCGCCGCCGCCGCCGGAGGAGCAGCAGCGCUUGUGCAAACCGGGAAGAUGGCGGCCGGCGGCGGCGGAGGCAGCAGUAAGGCCUCCUCCUCGUCGGCCUCUUCGGCAGGGGCUCUGGAGUCCUCGUUGGAUCGAAAAUUCCAGUCGGUAACUAACACCAUGGAAUCUAUUCAAGGCCUGUCGUCUUGGUGUAUAGAGAACAAGAAACACCACACUACUAUCGUCUACCAUUGGAUGAAGUGGCUCCGGAGAUCUGCCUAUCCCCACCGUUUGAAUCUCUUUUACCUUGCUAAUGAUGUCAUCCAGAACUGCAAAAGGAAAAAUGCAAUCAUUUUCCGUGAGUCAUUUGCUGAUGUCCUUCCUGAAGCAGCUGCUCUAGUGAAGGAUCCAUCUGUCUCUAAGUCUAUAGAACGAAUCUUCAAAAUCUGGGAAGAUAGAAAUGUGUACCCAGAGGAAAUGAUAAUGGCACUGAGAGAAGCUUUGAGUACCACUUUCAAAACUCAGAAGCAGCUGAAAGAAAAUCUGAACAAACAACCGAAUAAGCAGUGGAAGAAAUCACAAACGUCCACGAAUCCAAAGGCUGCUCUCAAGUCUAAGAUAGUUGCAGAAUUUCGAUCCCAGGCCCUCAUUGAAGAGCUGUUGCUGUACAAGCGCUCAGAAGAUCAGAUUGAAUUGAAGGAAAAACAGCUGUCAACGAUGAGGGUGGACGUGUGCAGCACGGAAACUCUCAAAUGUUUAAAAGAUAAGACAGGUGGAAAGAAGUUCUCCAAAGAAUUUGAAGAGGCAAGUUCCAAGCUCGAGGAAUUUGUGAAUGGUUUAGAUAAGCAGGUGAAAAAUGGGCCCUCACUAACAGAAGCACUGGAAAAUGCUGGAAUUUUCUAUGAAGCACAAUACAAAGAAGUAAAAGUGGUGGCCAAUGCAUAUAAGACCUUCGCUAAUCGAGUGAACAAUUUAAAGAAAAAGCUGGAUCAAUUGAAGUCAACCCUUCCUGAUCCUGAAGAAUCACCAGUCCCUUCCCCAAGCAUGGAUGCUCCUUCUCCAACCGGUUCUGAGUCUCCUUUUCAGGGAAUGGGAGGUGAGGAAUCCCAGUCGCCAGCCGUGGAGAGUGAGAAGUCUGCCACACCUGAGCCUGUGACAGAUAAUCGUGAUGUGGAAGACAUGGAACUCUCAGAUGUGGAAGAUGAUGGGUCAAAAAUCAUUGUGGAGGACCGGAAGGAGAAACCUGUGGAGAAGUCAGCCACAUCCACUUCAGUACCUACAAAGCCUACAGAAAGUAUCUCAAAGGCCUCCUCGUGUACCCCAGUGCCUGUGACCGUGACCACAACGCCACCUCUUCCAAAGCCUGUGAAUACUUCUCUUCUGUCCCCUUCUCCAGCAUUGGCUUUGCCAAACCUGGCUAAUGUGGAUCUGGCAAAGAUCAGUUCCAUCCUUAGCAGCCUGACUUCGGUCAUGAAAAAUACUGGGGUCAGUCCUGCAUCAAGACCUUCUCCAGGAACUCCUACAAGUCCCAGCAACCUCAGCAGUGGCCUGAAAACACCUGCACCUGCCCCGACAGCAUCUCACAACCCUCUGGCAAAUAUCCUCUCAAAGGUGGAGAUCACCCCAGAGAGCAUUCUGUCUGCUCUUUCUAAAACCCAGACACAGUCAGCCCCUGCACUGCAAGGCCUGUCAUCUUUACUUCAGAGCGUUACUGGGAACCCAGUCCCAGCCAGUGAGGCUGCGUCCCAAAGCACGCCCACUUCCCCUGCUGCCACCACUGUCGCCAGCAUAAAAGGAAGAAGUCUUUCCUCCAGUACCCAAUCCUUUAUUCCUAAAAGCUUCAACUAUUCUCCUAAUUCAUCAGCUUCUGAAGUCUCUUCCACAUCAGCUAGCAAGGCCUCAAUUGGGCAAAGCCCAGGGCUCCCAAGCACUACUUUUAAGCUACCAUCCAGCUCUAUGGGGUUUACAGGAACCCAUAGUACAAGCCCUGCUGCCCCACCUACUGAAGUUGCCAUGUGCCAAUCUUCAGAGAUGUCCAAGCCAAAAUUGGAGUCCGAGUCCACCUCUCCAAGCCUGGAAAUGAAGAUCCAUAACUUCUUAAAAGGUAAUCCUGGUUUUAGUGGCUUAAACUUAAACAUCCCAAUCCUGAGCAGCUUGGGGUCCAGUGCCCCUGCAGAAAGCCACCCCUCAGACUUCCAGCGUGGCCCUACUAGCACAUCAAUUGACAACAUUGACGGAACCCCUGUGCGGGAUGAACGGAGUGGGACACCCACCCAGGAUGAGAUGAUGGACAAGCCCACGUCCAGCAGUGUAGACACCAUGUCCCUGCUUUCUAAGAUCAUUAGCCCUGGUUCCUCAACACCCAGCAGUACAAGAUCGCCACCCCCUGGGAGAGAGGAAAGCUACCCCAGGGAACUCUCCAAUUCUGUAUCUACGUAUCGACCUUUUGGCCUGGGCAAUGACUCACCCUAUAAGCAGCCUUCAGAUGGAAUGGAAAGACCAUCUUCCCUGAUGGACUCUUCACAAGAGAAGUUCUAUCCAGAUACUUCGUUCCAAGAAGAUGAGGAUUACCGAGAUUUUGAAUAUUCAGGGCCUCCACCGUCUGCCAUGAUGAACCUAGAGAAGAAACCAGCCAAGUCUAUCCUGAAGUCAAGCAAGCUCUCUGAUACCACCGAAUACCAGCCAAUCCUCUCCAGUUAUAGCCACAGGGCGCAAGAAUUCGGGGUAAAGUCUGCCUUCCCUCCAUCUGUAAGGGCCCUCCUGGACUCUAGUGAGAAUUGUGACCGCCUCUCCUCUUCCCCUGGGCUCUUUGGUGCCUUCAGCAUAAGAGGGAGUGAACCGGGGUCUGACCGGUCACCGUCACCGAGUAAGAAUGAUUCAUUUUUCACUCCUGACUCCAACCACAAUAGCUUGUCUCAGUCUACCACUGGGCACCUCGGUGUGCCACAGAAGCAGUACCCAGACCCUCCUCACCCAGUCCCACAUCGUUCCCUUUUCUCUCCGCAGAAUACCCUUGCCGCUCCCACGGGCCACCCACCCACACCAGGCGUGGAGAAAGUCCUGGCUCCCACCAUUUCCACCACGUCAACCAUUGAGUUUAAGAAUAUGCUUAAAAAUGCCUCACGAAAGCCCUCAGAUGAUAAGCAUUUUGGCCAGGCCCCCAGCAAGGGCGCUUCAAGUGAUGGUGUCAGUCUCCCAAACCUCGCCCAGCCCAGCCUCACAGCCGCCGAGCAGCAGCAGCAAGAAGAGCACUACCGCAUAGAAACCCGAGUGUCCUCCUCCUGCUUAGACUUGCCUGACAGCACCGAAGAGAAGGGGGCCCCUAUAGAAACCUUGGGUUAUCAUAAUGCAUCCAAUAGGAGGAUGUCGGGGGAGCCGAUACAGACCGUAGAGUCCGUCCGAGUUCCUGGGAAGGGAAAUAGAGGACAUGGGCGUGAGGCUUCUAGAGUGGGUUGGUUUGAUCUGAGCACCUCAGGCAGCUCCUUUGACAAUGGCCCCACCAGUGCCUCUGAGUUGGCAUCCCUUGGGGGUGGGGGCAGCGGAGGCCUCACUGGCUUCAAAGCGGCACCAUACAAGGAACGGGCACCCCCAUUUCAGGAAAGUGUCGGCAGCUUCCGUUCCAACAGUUUCAACUCAACAUUUGAGCAUCAUCUCCCCCCAUCCCCCUUGGAACAUGGGACACCCUUCCAGAGAGAGCCAGUAGGGCCAUCGCCUACCCCGCCUGCCCCUCCUAAGGAUCACGGUGGUAUCUUCUCUCGAGAGGCACCCACUCAUCUACCCACUGUGGAUCUUUCGAACCCCUUCGCGAAGGAGGCGGCCCUGGCCCAUGCUGCCCCACCCCCUCCUCCUGGAGAGCACAGCGGAGUUCCUUUUCCCACCCCACCCCCUCCUCCCCCCCCUGGGGAACAUAGCAGCAGUGGUGGGAGUGGUGUUCCCUUUCCUGCUCCGCCACCUCCUCCACCCCCUGUUGACCACUCUGGGGUCGUGCCCUUCCCAGCCCCACCACUGGCUGAGCAUGGAGUGGCGGGAGCUGUGGCAGUAUUUCCCAAGGACCAUAGUUCCCUUCUUCAAGGGACCCUGGCUGAGCAUUUUGGGGUUCUCCCAGGGCCCAGGGACCAUGGGGGCCCCACCCAACGGGACCUCAACGGCCCUGGCCUUAACCGUGUUCGAGAAAGCCUCAGCCUACCCUCCCAUUCUCUGGAGCACCUGGGCCCAGCCCAUGGAGGAGGAGGAGGAGGUGGGGGGGGCAGCAACAGCAGCAGUGGCCCCCAUCUGGGUCCCUCACACAGAGACGCCAUCAACCGGAGUGGUAUGAUUUUGCGGAACCCCCGGCCAGACUUUCGGCCUAGGGAACCUUUUCUCAGCAGAGACCCAUUCCACAGUCUAAAGAGACCCAGGCCACCUUUUGCUAGGGGCCCUCCGUUCUUUGCACCAAAACGCCCAUUCUUCCCUCCCAGGUACUGAUGGAAACCAAGGGAAAAGCAUUUUGAACAGUCUAGAGAGCAUUGGAAGUAGGAGUUUGGUUUAUUAUUGUUUUUAUUUGUUUUCCUUCCUUUGAUUUUUUUUUUAAUGACAAAGGGCCUCCCUUCCAAAUUAAAAAGUCAUACAUGCUUGCAUUUUACUAUCCAUCCAGUCUGCUCUCCCACUGCACUUACCCAGGCUACUUGUAUUUUACAGAGGGUGGGGGGCAAAGAAACACAACCAAAGCCACUUCAUUUGGCUGGGGGUUUGAGGGGUGGGGAGGAAAACAAAUCUUACCCAUUUUCUUGAAGAGUAUUACAUCUGAAAUAAAACUUCCCUCAGUACAGAGAAUAAUGUGCAAUGUUGGGAUGUUAUUUGGGCUUGGCUAUCAGGUAGUCGAUGGAAGGAUUUCUGUCCCCUUCUCUCUCCCGUUGAGUAACUACUGUGACAGCUUGGCUCCCUUUCCUGUAUGCUCUGUGCCCUGCUGACAAGCCGAGAGAUGUCGCAAGGGGAAAUAGGCGGGAGACCGUGGACCUUUCAAGUUUGUUUUGUUUUAUUUUUAAAGACCUAUUGAAGUUGGGUUCUUUACCUUUCUCCUUAAAUCUUUAAAAAAAAAAAAAAAACACCCUUUUCUAAAGGACUUUGAGGAGAUAUAGAUGUCAUUCUAUCCUAGUAAAAAUCAUUCCUCUUCAUCCUUGGAAUGAAAGGGGGCUAAACAUAAGCUCCAGGUUAGAAUAAGGUGUGAUUCCAAUGUAGAGUUAGAAAAAGGAACUGUUAAUGGUGCCCUGUGACCUGCCCAUAGCUCAUGAAUGAGAAUGGGAGACUUUUGUAGUUUGACGUGUCCUGCACCAAGCUCAUGCUUCCUGCUUUUCUUUCUUGAUUGACUUUUUCUCCCUCAGUUUUCAAAUCUGCUUUGGCCAGAAAGAAAAGUCACUACAGUUGAUAAUUGAUACAGACACAACUGAAAUCUUAUUCCUGAAUUUUUUAAUGUGAGAGGUAGACAUUUUACCAUGGCGCCUCCCAAAUGCAAGUGAUAACUUGAUGGUUUUCAGUAAAGGUGGAGUAGUAGAGAAAGGGAACUAUUGGCCUGUAUCUUUCUUUCCUCCUUGCCCUUGUCCUGUAUUUACCCCUGUUCUUGGUAUUUCCAAGGAAGAGGUUGAAUAGCAUCUUUCUAUACGUUAUACCUCUUUACAAGUGUAUUAGUGACAAGCAGGUAUACAUAUCUUUACAGAGAACCAGGAGGGCCCGAGAAGUCCAAAUUUACCCCAUUCUACAGCUAGCAGUCUGCCACAUUCCAAGGCUCAAGCCUUAUCCCCACCUUCCACUCCCUCCAGGAAAUAAUGUUUCUGCCCUGAAUCAUUUUACCUGAGAAUGAUGUACUCUCCUUCUCCCCAAACCGAAAGGCUUCUUUAUAUUUCCACAACUAGUCCUGGGGCAAAAAGACAAUCAGUACACUUUGAGUGUUUAUAACUUCAUAUCAAGGAACACUGAAAAGCAAACACUGCUUUACUAUUAUAUUAUUUAAUAUCUUACCCCAAGGUAUACACACUGGUAACAUCCAGCCAGAUGAGUAAAACAAUAUGUGUUCUUUUUUUAGGGGAUCCUAGCAAGUUUCAUAUUUUCUUCAAAGUGAGUAUAGAGCUGUAGGAAGCAUAGGGAUUGCUUCAGAUUCCUCUAGUGAAAUACUAAGGAUGGGGGAAAGUGGACAACAUAGUGACAGAAGAUGAUUCUUUGUGUCAGCAUAAACUUGCUUUUAAGAUCAAGAGCAGAUAACCAGGUGUGCGUCAUAGUUCGGGAGUUUUUGUGUAACUAACUCCAUGUUAUUUAUUAGGGCUCAUCAUGUGUUCUGUGGUUAGGGGCCUGCAAGUCCUUCAUCUCCCUGAUGCAUUUCUGGUCUUAAGUCAACUGUUCUGUCUUUGACCCUCUUGAGACUCUCUGCCCUGUAUCUGUCCCCCACAAAAAUGCAUGAUGCCAUGACUUUGUGUGUGGGAUGGGGUAUAUAGUGUAGCAAAGCAAAGAAACAGUAGUUGUGUUGAAUCCUGAGACGUUUGUUUAGGGAAAAGUGUGAGCAAGAGUAAGGGGAGGGAUGCGGGGUGGGGGAGUUCUAAUUGACUCAAAACAAAUAGAUAUAUUUUUUUUGGAGAAAUUAAGUGGGAUGUUUUUCAUUCUAGAAUAAAAGAAUGUGAAUUCUUUCUGCUGCUCUUGUUUAAGCUAAAGGUAGCAUUUACUUGAAAAGGCUCUCUGACCAUUUGAUUUUAUCCAGAAAAUGGGAUGUCAGGAAAGUGGCUUCCCAAAUGUUGGGGCAGGGUUAUUGUCCUCAAAAGCAUGAUGACUAAUACAUGAAAGGAAGACCUUGUUGUACAGUUUAAAAGAUGGACUUUGAAGGGUUGGGCUCUUUUGUGGGGUGUUUUGUUUUUUUAAGCUACAAAAUCUUCAUUGAGUUUGUUUCAUGAUGAAAGUGAGGAUUUGUAGUGACUGUCAGCUGUUAACUUUAAGGAAAUCUGUCUACAGCAGUAAAUGAAGACAACAAUGUAUAUAUGUGAUAUAGUGAAACAAAAAAGACAAUUCUGGUAUUCAUAACAUGAAACAAGGGGGUUUUAUUCUUUCUGUGUCUGUGAUUUAAAACUCCGUGCCCAUGCUCUGACUUUUGUAUUUCAACCUGAGUUUAAAAAUAUAAUAAACAAGAUUUUUUUUAAAGAAAGCAUAACAUAGUGUGUCUUGGCAAGGACAUGAUUUAUAUGGAAGCAGAAUAUACAAAGCUGUUACUACGGUCCUUGGUGCUCACUGUAAAAUCACAGACAGAGAAGGGGGGAUCGUGAAUACACUGGUACCGCUCAAAACUGAGUGAUAGUGUCAGAAAUAGAGUCCUGAGGGACUGAGAGUUUACUCUCCAGUCAGCUUAGGUGACAGCCCCUCUCCUGGUUUCCCUCUGCCCUCCCAAAAGGUGAGCGCAAAUGGAUUUUGGUUUGAUGCCAGGGAGGGUAAAAAGGCCAGAGAGUAGGACUUUUAUCCUUUCCGAUCCCAGGAGUACCAUGUUUGUGCUAUGUGGUACCGCUAACCUGUCUGGAUAAUGUGAAUGUGCGCAACUUCCUAACUGCGGAAUAUUCAUGAUCCACCCUGAAGUUACUGGGCCACGCAGAACUAAGCUUCAGCUGUCAAUUGUUUUGAAGCCGCUGUAAAAUACUGCUUUUCCCCUCUUUUUUCCUUCCCCCCUGCCCUUUUUCAAAUGGCCGGGGGUGCCUGUUAAGAUUAAAAUUAGAUAUGUUGAAUGAUAUUCUCACGUGUUCAGUGUGGAAAACAAAACCAGUACAUUCUUUAGAGGCAACAACAAUGAAAUCCUUUUGAAAUGUGUAUUAAUAUCAUUUAAUAAAAUAACUAGUUCUGAAGGUUUGACAUUUUUCUUUGAGAUUUCGGGCUUUGACCAAGGGCUCCUGGCUUCUGUGGUGAGCGCAAUUAGGAGAGAAAACUUCGGGAGCUGAAACUGCUGCUUUGUGGAGCAGACCCAUGUAUGGUUGGAAAAUCUGUUUUCUUCAGCAAAGACCCUACGUGACUGUCCGGGGCUGAAGGUGAAGCCGGCUACAGGAUGCAGGAAGAAGGCCUGGAUGUAUCUCUGAAGAUCUGAUUGUAUUGGCUUUUGGUAUAAGUGCAAGGGGGCCCGAGGGGACAGGGUGUGCGUCUGCACAUUUGAGGCACCCAGAUACCACAGACCCACCUGUCUUGUCCCUUCUUUGUGACCACUUGCACUUGCCUGUCUUCCAGCCAUUCUUUUUUUUUUUAAUCUCAUUGUCCCCAAUAUUAUGUUUUUGUUCUCCAGUUUAAUAAAGUAUGGUUUCCUUU
Messenger RNA from Suricata suricatta (meerkat), 8786 nucleotides. It is a transcript of the gene RPRD2, whose product is annotated as regulation of nuclear pre-mRNA domain containing 2. The transcript has 11 exons. Bases 558 to 4952 code for a protein of 1464 amino acids. Lineage: Eukaryota; Metazoa; Chordata; Mammalia; Carnivora; Herpestidae. The record is from RefSeq and is a predicted model, not a curated record. Gene Ontology annotation, cellular component: RNA polymerase II, holoenzyme. Gene Ontology annotation, biological process: mRNA 3'-end processing. Gene Ontology annotation, molecular function: RNA polymerase II C-terminal domain binding.